AACCCUAGUUAUGUAAUGGGGCGCAAACGUGAUUUCCAAAUGGACACGUGUCAGCGUCUUAAUACCUGAGCCUUUUCUCUCGCCGUGAAAUAACAGGAACGAAGAUUUCGCAAACUUCUCCCAUUUUUCACUUUUCCUCUUCUUCUUCUUCUUCUUCGUUCACUGUUUUAUCUAUAAAACCCUUUUUCUUCGACAAUUUCAAACCCAAAAAAACAGAGAGAGAUAUGGAACAGAGUAGUAGCGAUUGGUUUGAGAGUGAGAUUGAAAGUGCUGAAAUUCUUGCUAACUUGCAUCAUUCUUUCUCUUUGUUCAGUCAUGUACCAUACUCAUGGAGGUGUAGAAAGAAGAGAUCUGCAAUUCGUAAUACACCUCCUUCUAAUGGCGGCGCCACCACCACCGUUGUUCCUCCACCUCCUCCUUCUAACGCCGUUAAAGUCAAAGCUUCAAGUCCAACAACCCCUCAUUCGUUUCCAGCCACUGAAUCAGAUGACAAGAUUAAACAUUCGGAAAGAAGAACUUCUCUCAAAAGGAAGAAAGAGUAUUAUCUUAAUGUUAUUGAAGAUUUAACGAAAACUAAACACUCCAUCAAUCAAGAGAUUGCAAAAGUUAAAUGUGAUUAUGAACAAUUGAAGUUACUCAAUUCCGAAUUGAAAGCAAAGGGGAAAGAGCUAAAUAUUAAUGGUCCCAAAGAUGAAUACAAAAACCCCAAUUUAGAAAUUAAUAACCCAAUGAAAUUGAAUGAUAUCAUCAAAAAUUCAGUCAACACUUCCAAUUCCACUGCUCAAAAUGCCGAGCAAAAGAAGCAAAUGCCCAAUCAUGAUGCCAACAAUUUUGGGCCGGGUCCAACGACGUCGUUUGGAGUGGCAUCAUCUUCAUUGGGCCGAAAGAUCGAUAAUAUGGGCCCAUUAUCAAUUCCAGAUUUGAACUUUUCAUUUGAAGCAAAUAUAGAUUUGAGUAAAGUAAGGGCAGCUCAAGCAAGACAGAGAAGGAUUCAGAUUUUGAGGCUCAAGAAACCUGUGGGAAAUAAUGCUAAACAACACCAAUCUUCUAGAUAGCACUGACAUACCCGAGUUCGAUUCGAAGUUGGAAUUCUAUAUAGAUUGUUCUUAGAUCACACUAUCAUUGAGGUGUUACAAAGCAAACAACUUGUUUUAGGGUGUUUUUAAAAUCUAUUUAGGAGAGUUAUAUAUGGAUAUAUAAAUAUUUCUUGAUUAGAAAAUUCUUGUGACGUUGGACCGAGAUUGCAAUAUAUAUACUACAUUAGCAAACCGGUUGGAUCUUGGUCAAUAAAAUAAUUUUGGAAAUAAUACAUCUGUUUAUUUGUUUAGUAAUGUGAAUUUUUUUUUUGAAUAACCAUAUUUUUAAAAAAAAUUCCAAAAAUAACUAGGUUUUCAAAAAAAUUACACAAAUGUCACUUUUCAGCAAAAAAAUACACGUUGUCGCCAGGGGGGGUGGCGACAACAAUGGGCCAGAAGAGUGUUCGCCAGUGGGCCUGGCGCCUACGUGUAUUUUUUAGGUGUUGUCGCCACCCCCCCUGGCGACAACACCCCCCCUUAUUUUUUUUUCUUUUUUUUUUGUAAUUUUUUUUCUUUAACAUAAUUUAUUCUAAAUUUUUUUUAUGUUAUAUUUUUCAAAUAUUAUUUCAACAUGGAUUUUUUAACUAAUUUUUUUUCCAUAUUAAUGUUUUACUUUCAAUAUUUUUUACUUUCAAUAAUUUUUUCGGUACUAUUUUCUCUUAAA
Molecule: messenger RNA, 1740 nt
Organism: Vicia villosa (hairy vetch)
Lineage: Eukaryota; Viridiplantae; Streptophyta; Magnoliopsida; Fabales; Fabaceae
Exons: 4
Coding region: 225-1055 (276 amino acids)
Source: RefSeq, a predicted model, not a curated record